Trichomonas vaginalis G3 is the source of this 806-nucleotide messenger RNA. RefSeq names its product organellar and viral DNA polymerase type B. NCBI's taxonomy places the organism in Eukaryota, Parabasalia, Trichomonadida, Trichomonadidae. The record is from RefSeq and is a predicted model, not a curated record. The annotation marks the transcript as partial. The transcript has a single exon.
AUGUAUCGGAAGUUGUCUAAGUUAGAACACUCGGAAAUAAAACAACUUCUUACAGAAGCUAACAUAGAUGUUGCAAAGCAUUACGCAACAAACAAAAAAGCACUCACUGACUUCAUUAAAGACUAUAAUGGUGCAAUAAGUUAUGAUAGAAUUCAUGAUUACAUUAAUAACAAAACUUUUCCUUUAAAUGACGUUGCUAUUGACUUAUAUCAUAGACGUUCAAUACCUCAUGAAGUAAGAAGAGAAAUGUUUGACAUAACAAAUGCGAACGUUGGUCAUACUCGUAAAGCUCUUUCACAUGAUGUUCGUCAAGAAAUGUUUGACAUAACAAAUGCGAACGUUGGUCAUACUCGUAAAGCUCUUUCACAUGAUGUUCGUCAAGAAAUGUUUGACAUAACAAAUGCGAACGUUGGUGAAACAAGAAGAAGAGACGACACACUGAAACAACAGAGAAGAGAGAUGUUUAAGAGCGCUAUAGAACAAGUUCGCAAAGCUAACGAUGUCAUUCGUUCCAUUGACGACAAACCAAAAGAAGGUGAGAGAUGGUUAAAGAAAGAUGAAGAGAAUAGGAAGAGAAAUGUGAAGUCAGGCAAUAGACUCAUUGACUUUAACAUCGAAGCUUUAGAUGAACCAAACAGAGACUACUUACACAAACAUUUCGGUAAGGUUUUCAUGAGACUCUUAGAGAAGAUUAAAAUAAACUCACAACAGAGAUGGAUGGUAUGUUAUAAACUUGGUGGAAAGUAUGAAUGUUCUACGUUAAACCUCAAUAAUAUUGGAACACUACUACAUCAGCUCUUGAAGGA